AUAGUCAAUAUCAAAGUCCAACUUUCUGCCUCCCUCAUACAUAUUCCUCCAUUUUUUAUGUACCUUUCCCCUCACUCCAUCAAAGGCUUCUCCUCUUCACUUACAUACACACAUUGAACACAAAGAACAGAGAGAGAGAGAGAGAGAGAGAUGGGAGUGGCAACACUUGGGGAGCUGAAGCCUAGCAUAUCAGGGAGGAGGACCUUUCGCCCGAGUUCCAGUGUUAGGCAUGCCACUGAAUGGCCAAUAUCAGAUGUCUCCAGUGAUCUCACAGUCGAUGUAGGAAAAUCGAGCUUUGCCCUUCAUAAGUUCCCACUUGUCUCUCGGAGUGGACGGAUCAGGAAACUUCUGCUGGAAACGAAAGACUCGAAAGCAGCUGUUCGCAUAAACCUCCCUGAUGUGCCAGGUGGACCAGAGGGGUUCGAGCUAGCUGCAAAGUUCUGCUAUGGAAUAAAUCUCGAAUUCACGCCAUCCAACAUCGCCUUAUUACGCUGCGUAGCGCACUUCCUGGAAAUGACAGAGGAAUUGGCAGAGAAAAACCUCGAAUCACGGACUGAGUUGUUCAUCAAGGAAGCAGUUCUUCCAAGCAUUUCCAUCUCAAUCUCGGUGCUCCAUCGAUGUGAAACCCUGGUGCCUGUUUGCGAAGAGAUUAAUUUAGUUAAUAGAUUAAUUAAUGCGAUUGCAAACAAUGCGUGUAAGGAACAGCUCACCAGCGGGUUAUCGAAGCUUGACCACGGAUUCUCGGUGAAGCCAAAGACCCCAGAACCGCCUGAGACUCCCUUGGACUGGUGGGGAAAGUCGCUUACUCAGCUGAAGCUCGAUUUCUUCCAGCGGGUUCUUAUGGCAGUCAAAUCCAGGGGUCUAAAUCAGGACAUGAUAAGUAAGAUCCUGAUAAACUACGCGCAGAAUUCUCUUCAUGGACUCGGGGUCAGGGACCCUCAGUUUGGAAAAGGAAGUUCAUUGGACCCGGAGUUAAUGAAGAAGCAGAGGGUCAUUGUCGAAACGAUAGUCGGGCUACUUCCCACCCAGUCGAGGAAAAGCGCAGUCCCAAUUGUGUUUCUGUCAAGCUUGUUGAAAGCUGCCAUAGGUUCCUUUUCCUCCACUUCUUGUAGAUCAGAUCUAGAGCGGCGGAUCGGGCUCCAACUGGAUCAGGCUAUUCUUGAGGACAUCCUCAUCCCAGUGAAUAAUUCUCAUGGGAAUGGUCAUCAGGGCCCAAUGUAUGAUACGGACUCGGUCCUAAGGAUAUACUCGACCUUCUUAAACUUGGAUGAGGAUGACGACGACGAUGCUGAGGAUAAUAAUCACUUGACUGACGAGAACGAUAUGGUCUAUGAUGAUCAUAUCGACAGCCUCGGUUCUCCUAAGCAAAGCGCGAUAUUGAAGGCAUCCAAGCUGAUGGACAGUUACCUUGCAGAAGUAGCACUGGAUCCUAACUUGCCACCGUCAAAGUUCACUGCAUUGGCCGAACUGCUUCCUGACCACGCUCGGGCAGUGAACGACGGGCUCUACCGAGCAGUGGAUAUCUUCCUUAAAGUACACCCGAACAUGAAGGACUCGGAGCGAUAUCGACUUUGCAAGACCGUCAAUUGCCAAAAACUGACCCAGGAGGCAUGCAGUCACGCAGCCCAGAAUGAGCGGCUGCCAGUCCAGACGGCAGUUCAGGUCCUCUACUUCGAGCAGGUCAGGAUGAAGAAUGCGAUGAGCGUAGGGCCCGGGGGUGGGACCGGAGUACAUAGCAGCAGCAGCCAGUUCUUCUUCAGUCAGUUCCCGCAUCGGUCAGGGAGCGGAGCGGGCAGUGGGGCAAUAUCCCCGAGGGACAACUACGCAUCCGUGAGGAGGGAGAACAGGGAGCUGAGGCUGGAGGUCACGAGGAUGAGGAUGAGGCUGACGGAUCUAGAGCGGGACCAUGUGUCGAUGAAGCAGGAGCUCGGGAGGCCCCACCCAGCGAACCGACUAUUAAGGUCAUUCACCCGGAAGCUGAGCAAGCUGAACACGAUAUUCCGGAGGAGCAGCAGCAGCGCUAGGCCAACCCCAAUGGCGGUGAGGGCAAGUUCGGAGAACGGGUUCUUAUUCCAGAAGCGGAGGAAUCUCUCCAUUUCAUGAUCGAUCAUCGUCUCUACAUAGUUUUAACUUCUUUUCCAAGUAUAAUAUGGAUGUUGAUGAGGAGUGUAUAGUUACUGUAUGUAAUAUGGGGGCUUUUGGCUUUGCUCAAAAAAAUCAAAAUGCAUCUGCCUUGUUGCUGCCCUAAUUUUCUAGGAUUUGAUCGACGUAUACGUUCAACCUGAACAGCAAGCAGUUGAUUUUAUA
Molecule: messenger RNA, 2307 nt
Organism: Punica granatum (pomegranate)
Lineage: Eukaryota; Viridiplantae; Streptophyta; Magnoliopsida; Myrtales; Lythraceae
Source: RefSeq, a predicted model, not a curated record